Molecule: messenger RNA, 4465 nt
Organism: Pollicipes pollicipes
Lineage: Eukaryota; Metazoa; Arthropoda; Thecostraca; Pollicipedomorpha; Pollicipedidae
Product: transient receptor potential cation channel subfamily A member 1 homolog
Exons: 23
Coding region: 455-4387 (1310 amino acids)
Biological process (GO): monoatomic ion transmembrane transport
Cellular component (GO): membrane; transmembrane transporter complex
Molecular function (GO): monoatomic ion channel activity; protein binding
Source: RefSeq, a predicted model, not a curated record
UUGAGAGCGGCGGGGUGCUGUUGCAGGGCCGAGUGAGAUAUCCGCAGUCGCGAUAGUGCCGCGCGAUUGUACGUAGGGUGAUCGGGUGUCGGCGCAAAGGCCUGCAGCGCGCCUUCCAGAGCUCGUGCUUUCUUUUCGCUGGCGCUCCGCGUCGGAGAGAGAGAAAUAGCGUGACCAAGACAGCGGAGGGCGCCGGUGGCGACUCCGAGACUCCUCGACGCGAGUCUCUGAGCGCAUCUGCGCCGACGCGGCGGACCGACAUCCCGUGACCAGGCGCCCGCAGGCGUCAGGCGCACCGGGAUCGGCACCCACGUUGUGUCUGUGCGCCGAGAUCGAUCGUCAGCGCGUGGCUCUCGGCGCCAGCGGCUAAGAGGGGCGCGGGCACGCUGGGCGGAGGUGGGCGCCUGGACGGAUCCGACCGACGCAGGCAGAAGGGGAGGACGCUUCACGCAUCAUGGCAGACGGGGAGGACGCGUCGCUCACAAACGUGGGCGAUGACUUCGGAGGGAGCGACAGCGCGACCGGGGAGGUCGCCGCUGACCUGCUGGGCGACAAGAUGGACGACCAGCUGGAGCCGGAGCUGCCUUAUGAGAGCAACACUGACAUGACGCAGGAUGAGCUCAACAAGGCAAGGUCGAGCAGGCGGCGCUCGGAGGGUGUCCAGGGGGCGCGCCCUGACCUGAGGCCAGCCGCUCGCCACCCGGCACGCUCCCACUCGCUGGACGAGGGCCGGCGCACGCCGCUGAUGGGACGCGGCCUCUCGCUGGACAGUGGCGGCGGCGAGCGGAGACCAACCGAUUGCGGUGUCCUGCAGUACAUCGCCGACCUGCUAACCCGACAGGACAGCGCGCCGCAAAGGAGCUGCAGCAUCGUCAACGGCUUGGAACAGGCGGUGCUGGACAUCUACGAUCCGUUCCGAAGCUCCCACCUGGACCUCAGCAAGGGACUUCAUCAGGUGGCGCGCGAGGGCGAUUCGGAGAUGAUGCGCCGCCUGCUCGACUCGCUGCUCAGUCACAACGAGCGGCUGCAGCGCCGGCUCAACCAGCUGGACGCCGAGCGGCUGUCGCCGCUGCACUACGCCGCCCGCUACAACCGGCUCGACACGGUGCGGCUGCUCAUCAAGUACGGCGCGCGUGUCAACAUCCGCGGCGAGGAUGGCCUGACGCCGCUCCACCUGGCCGCCAGGUAUCGGCGCCUUCUCCAAACGCCUCCACAACCAGAGGAAAAGGAGGAUGAAGAGGAGACGCAGGUGACGCCGCCCUCGCCGGAGGAACAGGAGGAGACCGUGAUCCAGGUGUUAGUGGCGAAUGGUGCUGACGUCAAUGCCAAGGAUAUGUACGGGCUGACGUCACUCCACUACGCCGCCAUGCGCGGUAACGACCUGGCCGCCCAGCAGCUACUCAAGUGUCCCAAUGUCAACGCAGAGGCCAAGGACAAGCAGCAGAUGACGCCGCUGCACAUGGCGGCCACCUACGGCUAUCCAACGGUGACCAGCCUGCUGCUGGAGAUGUUCGUGCCGCUGCGCUGCGUGGAUGAGGAACAGCAGACGCCACUGCACAGCGCGGCUAAGGGAGGACAUCAGCACAUCGUCGACAUGCUACUGCGUUCCGCCAGCGAACUCGCAGGACACGAGACUGUCAAACUGAUGGUGGCCGACAAGGACCAGCGGCUGAACACGGCCCUGCACCUGGCCGUCGAUAGCGGCAGCCAGGCCACCGUCGAGCUGCUCUUGGACGCCGAGGCCGACGUCAACGUUUGCAACGACACGGGCGACACGCCGCUUCACGCAGCCGUGGUCGGCGGCCAGCUGGAUAUCGUGCAGCUGCUGGUUCGGCACCAUGCGGCCAUCAACGUUCAGAACUACCAGGGCCAGACACCGCUGCACCGAGCGGCUAUGUUCAACCACAUCGACAUCAUCGCGUACCUGCUGAGCAGGCGGGCCAGCAUCGAGCGGCUGGACGCGGAUAACUUCACUCCGUUGCUGCUGGCGGCGGCGGCGGGCCACGCGCGUGCCGUGCACACCCUGCUGGAGAACGGCGCUGACAUCGCCGCCGUCGACAAGCACGACAUGACGGCCAUUAGUUGGUGCGCCCAGGAGAACAACAUCGGCGCCCUGGAGGUGCUCCUGAAUCACGAGCUGGCGCUCGGCCUGGUGGACCGCAGUGACAAGUACGACAACUCGCCACUGCACAUGGCCUGCAAAAACGGCUACUUGGCCGUGGCGCGCGCCCUGCUCGACGCCGGCGCCUCGAUUGACAACAAAAACGAGGACGAGCAGACGCCGCUGCACGUGGCGGCCAAGUACGGCCGGACCACGGUGGCGAAGGAGCUGCUGCGGCGCGACAAGCUUAUCAUCACGGACCAGGACGAGCAGCAGAACACGGCGCUGCACGUGGCCUCGCUGGAGGGUCACCAGUUGGUGGUGGAGGCGCUGAUCGAGGCCGGCGCUGCCGUGGAGGCGCGCAACGUCCACCUGUGGACUCCACUGGAUUGCGCCUCUGCACGCGGGUGGAAGAUGACCGUCAAGAUCCUGCUGGCUAACGACUCGCCAGUGGACCCCCUGGACAAGUCGAAGACGACGCCGCUGCAGCUGGCGGCGCGCGAGGGCCACCGCAGUGUGGUGGAGACGCUGCUGGCGGCCGGGGCCCGGCUCAGCGCCUGUGACAGCGGCGGCAAGAACGCGCUCGAGCUGGCCAUCUUGCACGGCAAGAGGGACGUCGUGGAGGCCAUCCUUCACUCGGAGCAGUGGCGGGACGCGAUGAGCAACGAGAGCAUAUCGGCGCGCGGGGUCCGUGUCACACCCCUCCGCAUGCUAAUCAAGAAGUACCCCGACCUGGCCGAGCAGGUGUUCAACAUGUGCACCAGAACCAACGGUCUGGAGCUGAGCGACCGAAAUCUGGCCGUGACGUUCAAUUUCGAGUUCAUUGACGACACAUACACCUGCCUGGUGCAUGAUGAGGAUCUCGAGAUCCCCAUCAAAGAUGACUCCAGCUCAGCGGGCCAGACCUUUAACAACUCGUCAUACACGGACGACGACAGGGUCAGAAGCACCGCCCGGCCUUACACUUACGACUCUAGCAUCCGAAAAAACAACCACCCGCUGAUGAUCAUGGUCCGCACCAAACGAGUGGCGCUCCUGGGCCACCCGCUGUGCAUCACGCUGCUCCACCUCAAGUGGCACAAGCUGGCUCGGUAUCUGUACUACACCAACCUGAUCUUAUACGUCACCUUCUUGACCUUCCUCACCGGCUAUAUGGUGUCUACGCCGCCUCCAGACGCCUUCGGCCACAAGACACCGGCUGGAGAGGGAUAUGCGGACGGGUCACCGGCGGCGGCGGGCGAGAUCAACCAGACGUUCGUGGAUUGCGAGAACAUCCGAACACUGUUCAGCGUGCGCCAGAACGCGUUCGCAGACGUGGGCCGCUGGGUCAUCACCGUGCUGGCAUGUGUGCAGCUCGCCAAAGAGCUGUUCCAGGUUUUCCAGGCUCGCUGGCACUACUUUGGCUGGAACAACAUGCUGGAGUGGACUUGCUACGUCUGCGCGCUGCUGUUGGUUUGGGACUUCGACCAGUGCUCCCGGGCCACCGGCAUCCGACUGGUUUGGCAGUGGAAGGUCGGAGCUGUUGCGGUGUUCCUCGCCUGGAUGAACUUGCUGCUCUUCAUCCGCAAGUUCCCCGUGUUUGGCAUCUACGUCGUCAUGUUCACCGACGUUCUCUCGACGUUCACCAAGUUCUUCCUCGUCUUCUUCUUAUUCAUCACGGCAUUUGCCAUAACCUUCUUCGUUCUUUUGCAGAAUCAGGUGGCAUUUUCAACGGUGGGGAAGUCCUUGCUAAAGACUUCUGUGAUGAUGAUUGGAGAGAUGGAUUAUGGGUCUAUCUUCGACGGCGAGGAAAGCGUGCACUUUCCUGGUGUCACCUAUACCUUAUUCGUCGCGUUCUUAAUCCUGAUGUCCAUCAUCAUCAUGAACUUGUUGGUGGGUCUAGCCGUGGACGACAUCAAGUCUGUGCAGGACCAGGCCUCGUUGAAGCGGCUGGCGAUGACGGUGCAGCUGGUGCUGGACGUGGAGUCGAUCGUGCCCGACUUUAUCCUGCGCAAGCUGACCAUGCGCAACAUGACGGUGUAUCCCAACCAACGUAGAAAAAACUUCAUCGCCAAGCUGUGGCGCGGCGACUUCGCCAUGAAAGAGGUGGCCGAGAAGCUGAUCCAGGACGCGGAAAAGGUGGGCGCCGACCAGGCGCAGGAGACGACUAUCGCCCAGCUGCGCGGCGUCAAGCAGGAGGUGCGGCUGAUGGCGACGCAGCUGCAGACGGUGCGCGCCAUGACGGAGGCGCUCAUCAGGAAGAGCGGCAUCGACUGGGAAGCCGAGGACCAGUACCAUUUCGACUGAGCGGGCCCCGCGUCGGCUGGGGCCACACGCCAUGCGUGCAGGUGCCCGACGCUGGUGGGAACCGGCUGAGCUGCGUCU